AUUCAGCCCAAACGGGAAUACCGGCGUUCGGCGUUCGGUUCUCUUCGGUAGGAUCGCACGCCUGGAAUGGGUGGCCUGGUGUUAUAGGCAAAAUAUGAAAAUGGUAGCAUUUAGUUCUGACUCGCAAAUCAACCCUCGGGCGAGACCUUAUCAUCAACCAUGGAUUCUGGCCCGCUAUCAGAACCACCCUCACGGUCGCUAAAGGGCAAAGUUGCGAUUGUUACUGGCGCAGGCUGCCUAGGUGAUGGUAUAGGCAAUGGCCGAGCGAUUUCAAUCCUCCUGGCAGACGAUGGCUGCGACGUGCUAUGUGUUGAUCUCAAUUUGGGAUGGGCCAACAAGACCGUGGAGAUGAUCACCGCGAACCCUAAUCGCGGGCGUGCAAUUUCUUUUCGCGCGGAUGUAACCUCUGAAACCGAUUGUGAGUCUGCAGUUCAGGCGGCGAUUGAGAACUUCGGUCGACUCGAUAUCCUUGUCAACAAUGUGGGAGUCGGAGGUGCGCCGGGGACAGCUGUCGAUGUGGAUAUGGUGCAGUGGGCAAAGAGCAUGGAGAUCAAUGUCGCGAGCAUGGUGCAGAUGAGCAAGUAUGCAAUUCCUGUGAUGGCUCGGAAUGAGGACGAGAUCAAGGGGAGUAUUGUCAAUAUGGGUAGUGUUGCUGGCUUGAAGGGCGGCACUCCGCAUCUCCUGUAUCCCACAUCAAAAGGUGCCAUCGUUAAUCUGACGCGUGCGAUGGCGGCUCAUCAUGCCGCGGAGGGUAUUCGUGUGAAUUGUGUCUGUCCAGGCAUGCUUUAUACCCCUAUGAUGUAUGGGAAAGGAAUGAGUGAAGAGGCUAGAGAGGCUCGCCGAAAGCGUAGUCUUUUGGGAACCGAGGGGAAUGGAUGGGACUGCGCUGGUGCUGUCGUGUUUCUUGCUGGUCCUCAUGCUCGGUGGAUGACAGGAGUCAUUCUGCCUGUUGAUGCAGGGACAACAGCGGCAGUAGGAAUUGGAAUGACAAAGAGCGCAAGUGUCAACGGUUAGAGAGAAUUUCUAUGACAUGUAUAUUGAAAUUAUACAAGCAAG
Molecule: messenger RNA, 1056 nt
Organism: Penicillium subrubescens
Lineage: Eukaryota; Fungi; Ascomycota; Eurotiomycetes; Eurotiales; Aspergillaceae
Product: SDR family NAD(P)-dependent oxidoreductase
Exons: 2
Coding region: 160-1014 (284 amino acids)
Molecular function (GO): oxidoreductase activity, acting on the CH-OH group of donors, NAD or NADP as acceptor
Source: RefSeq, a predicted model, not a curated record